UCGCGAGUUUCGUAGCUCCGGCUGCUCCAAUCUAACACCAAUGAAUGUACUUCCAGGUAGCUUCCUUGUUGUCAUGUUUGAAAUCUGGUUAGUCAAGUUUUCAAAAAAGACAUGACAGUAACAUUGCCAAUUCGGCUAACAUAUCCCAGCUCAGAGACAGCUAAUCAGCUGAUUUAGCUCUAAGUGCUGCCUGAUAAUCUGGUUUUCCCUGCUUGGUUGUUUGAUGGAGAGGCUAAUAUCCAAACUCACAGGGAAACAUGUCCUUUUCACGGCUUCCUUCGCUAUCCGGCUGGCUUUGGUCGCUUAUGGAGACUACCAGGACAGGACCAUGGUGGUUAAGUACACUGAUAUUGACUACCAUGUGUUCACAGAUGCUGCAAGAUUCAUUACGAAGGGUGAGUCCCCGUACAACAGAUCAACCUACCGCUACACCCCUCUUCUAGCCUGGCUACUCACCCCCAACAUCUAUCUCAGCAUGGUGUUUGGCAAGAUCCUCUUCGUUGUAUGUGAUGUGCUGUCAGGACUGCUCAUCUACAGAAUCCUUUGCCUGCGAGGUCUGGGCUCUGAGACUGCACGUCGGGUUUCUUCUCUGUGGCUCCUCAACCCGCUGCCCAUGGGAGUAUCUAGCCGAGGGAACGCUGAGUCCAUCCUGGCAGCCCUGGUGCUGGGGACGUUACUCUGUAUGGAAGGCCGGCGUCUGAUGUGGGCAGCAAUGCUCUAUGGCUUGUCAGUCCAUAUGAAGAUCUACCCCAUUACAUAUGUCCUGCCCAUUGUUCUGACCCUGCGCACACCAGAGACCAGAGCAGGGCAAGACAAACAGAAGUGGAGGAAGUUCAUUGGGUUUUGUGGAAGUUUCCUCAACCGAGAGCUGUUCCUCUUUGCAAGUGUGGCCGGAGGAGUUUUCUGUAUCCUCACAGCAUUCUUCUAUUACAUGUAUGGUUGGGAGUUCCUUCACGAGACCUACUUGUACCAUCUAACAAGAAGGGACAUCAAACACAACUUCUCUCCUUACUUCUAUAUGCUCUACCUCACUGCAGACAGCAGGUGGAGCCAGUGGCUUGGCCUGGCAGCCUUCUUGCCGCAGCUCAUCCUGCUGUUGGUGGCAUCAUGGGCUUUUCACCGUGACCUGGCCUUCUGCUGUUUCCUGCACACCGCCAUCUUUGUUUCUUUCAACAAAGUCUGCACCUCACAGUACUUCCUGUGGUACCUGUGUUUACUCCCUCUGGUCAUCCCUCGCCUGAGUCUGUCACUAAAACAGGGAGUGGGACUGCUGCUCCUUUGGUUUGCUGGACAGGGUAUUUGGUUGGGCCCGGCCUACUUCCUGGAGUUUGAAGGCAACAACACCUUCCUGCUGAUCUGGCUGGCUGGAUUGCUCUUCUUGAUCAUCAACUGCUUCAUCUUGAUUCAGGUCAUAGCCCAUUACAAACCAACACACACUCCAAAGAGGCCGAAGGUUGAGUGAUACUCUAGUGAUGUGAAUGUGGAAGAAUUUCUCACUUUGAUUAAAGUUUCAGUAUUAAAAUUUAAAAGUUGUUCCAUAUUUCAAACCACUAAUUUAACUGAGAAGGACGGACUCUGGAUGAUUGUAGAAAAAUAAAGUUUGUAUUUUGUUAAA
Molecule: messenger RNA, 1615 nt
Organism: Thunnus maccoyii (southern bluefin tuna)
Lineage: Eukaryota; Metazoa; Chordata; Actinopteri; Scombriformes; Scombridae
Gene: pigm
Product: phosphatidylinositol glycan anchor biosynthesis, class M
Exons: 8
Coding region: 224-1462 (412 amino acids)
Biological process (GO): GPI anchor biosynthetic process
Cellular component (GO): membrane; glycosylphosphatidylinositol-mannosyltransferase I complex
Molecular function (GO): GPI mannosyltransferase activity; alpha-1,4-mannosyltransferase activity
Source: RefSeq, a predicted model, not a curated record